CAUUAAAAAAAAUGUAUGCAAAUGAAACAACAACGUCAGCAGCGCCUUUUGUGAAUGAAUGAAUUAAUCGACAGCAACACGAUCUAAAUAUUGCAGUCGCUGCCUGCACAGGUACAUAUAUGUCAUGUCAAAUAGAAAAUCAAACAACAAAGCAAAAGAGCGCAAAACUUUGUCGGCAGCCACUUUGCAUGCAACGCACUAACCGAAAACAACAACAACAACUACACACAACAAACAACAUUGCAGUUCAUUAACGAAUUUCAUGUGUUAUUCUAUAAAUUCUUGUCGCUGUCAUGUUGUCAACGUGUCACACUGCAGCAUGUAAGUGUGUAUGUGUCUACGAUCACUAAUCCUUGAUAUUCGUAGCAAAAACAAGAAAACAAAUAACGCACGUGUUGCAUACAAAAUAAAAUAAAACGUCAAACGAACGCAAAUAAUUAUGCGAGUGCAGAGUAACAUAAAUCAAUCAAAUCAAAAACAAACGCACAAAAUAAUAACAACAACAACAGCAAAAGUUUUGAUAUGCAUUUUAACGACGUGCAAUAAUUUAGGCGCCACUUGCGCUGAUUAGCAGUGAUAUUUAGCUUAUAAUCGCAUUUAAAGCGUCGUAAUUGCACACACACCCACACAUAUACAUACACAAAAUAGUGUUUAGUGAAGGUGCUCGUGUCUAUAUGUCGUUAAAUGUGAAUUUAGCAAAAGUGUUAACAAAUAAAUUCCAAUUUUUUUUUCCGAUAACAAAAUUGUACAAAAAUGCCGAAGGAACGCAACUUCAAGCCUUCGGAGGCUAGUGAGCGUCGAGAAUUACUAAAUUUCCCGCCUAAAGCGCAGGUAGUGCAACGUAGAACUAGCGAUGGCAAGCUAUAUGUGCCUCUACCGCUCUCCGAGGAGUUCACCGAGAAAAAUGCGGCCACGACGGACUGGACUUUGAAGGCACCGUUGGCGUUGCAAGAGUUGCUAGCAGGUGAUGAAGCCACACCGUUUGGUAAUCAACAUAACCGCAAACAACCGUCCCCAACGCACGCACACACAGCUAAUGACUGUAAAUUAAUACCAGCAACAACAACUACUGUGACGUCACAAGCACAAGCGCAACAAUAUCAACAGCAAUCGCUGCACAAAACACACAAACAAAUGACGGCGAAACGUAAAAAUUCCAAUUCCAAUGAGAUCAACAACACUGCAACGAGCGAAGCGCCACCUGCCAAUACAACGACGAACACGACGACAACAACAGUGACGUCAGCGGCGAACGCAAGAGCAAACAGCGGCACGAUCGCCGCCAAUAAUGGCCCCUCACCGCUAGCGACAGCGCCAACCACGCGACGGGAACCACACCUAAGCACGAGCAGCAAUGGUGAAGAUGAGACCGAUGUAAUUGGCGAUUUGGUAGGGCAUUUCGGCAAGUGGCAAUGCCUAAUGACAAUGCUAUUGUCGCUGUUUCAGGUGCCGAAUACAUUUCACAUAUCGUCGUCGGUUUACCAGGCGAUCAACAAAAACUUCUGGUGCAGCCGACCGCCGCACUUACAACACUUGCCGGUGGAUGUGUGGCGCAAUCUGAGCGAUUCGCAGGACAAUUGCUUUCAGGCGAAUAUAGACUGGAGUCAAGUGGGCAACGACAGCUUGCAGCUGCAGCCAGCAUUGCAACAACUGAUACGCCAACAACAGCAAUCACAAGGCAUUUUACCACACGACGUCUCGGCAGUGUCGGCAUUUCACAGUUAUCUGCUCUCACCGCUGGCAGUUGUGCAGAAUGAGACACGCAUACCCUGCACCGCUUGGGAAUACGACGCCAAUGACAAUUUGGGCAACACAUGGACUUCACAGUGGGAUUUGGUGUGCGACAAGGAGUACAUUAAGAAUGUGGCGGAGAUGUUCUUUCUGCUGGGUGUGGCAACAGGUGGCAUACUGUCGGGCUAUUUGUCGGAUAAAUUCGGCCGCAAGAAGAUGCUCUUCGUAUCUGCUGUGCUGCAGACAAUAUUCGGUUUGGUGCUGUACUUCCCAAAAUCUUUGGAAAUGUUUCUGCUGCUUCGCGCCCUACUAGGUUUAGUCUCCGUGUCCGUCACAUAUGCUGGCCUCAUUUUGGCCAUUGAGUAUGUGGAUGGCAAAUGGCGUACCAUAGCCGGCAUGUACAAUUUAUUUCCACUGCCAAUAUCGUACAUGUUGAUCGCCGGCAUCGCCUACCUGACGCAGGACUAUCAGCGGCUACAACUCUGCAUCGGCCUGCCGGGAAUAUUUCUUUGCUUUCUAUGGUGA
Molecule: messenger RNA, 2256 nt
Organism: Bactrocera tryoni
Lineage: Eukaryota; Metazoa; Arthropoda; Insecta; Diptera; Tephritidae
Product: organic cation transporter protein-like
Exons: 5
Coding region: 754-2256 (500 amino acids)
Biological process (GO): transmembrane transport
Cellular component (GO): membrane
Molecular function (GO): transmembrane transporter activity
Source: RefSeq, a predicted model, not a curated record